This is a messenger RNA of Salpingoeca rosetta, 9106 nucleotides long. Its product is annotated as serine/threonine protein kinase. Gene Ontology annotation, biological process: positive regulation of GTPase activity; Ras protein signal transduction. The record is from RefSeq and is a predicted model, not a curated record. Gene Ontology annotation, cellular component: plasma membrane. The transcript has 7 exons. NCBI's taxonomy places the organism in Eukaryota, Choanoflagellata, Craspedida, Salpingoecidae. The coding region runs from base 707 to 8761 and encodes 2684 amino acids. Gene Ontology annotation, molecular function: guanyl-nucleotide exchange factor activity; protein binding.
GGUUGGUUGUGGGUGUCGAGCCAAACAAACACUCCGCCUUCUUCGUAUCUGUUCGCUUGCUUGGGUCUUGUGUCUUCCAAGCAAGCAAGCAAGCCAUCGCACCGUUCUUGCGUGUGCUUCCUUUGCCUUGUUUCCUCCCUCCCUCCCUCCCUCUCUCUCUCUCUCUCUCUUUGUGCUGCUUGCUGAAGUGGCAGCGCCUUCCGACCACCAGGUUGCUGUCUUUGUGUGUGGAAGUCAGAAUCACACCGCACACACACAAGACACACGACACACGAUUGUAACGUCACACAACAUCAUCGCGGUCGGUCACUUACGGUGCACCACAAGCAAGCAAUCCCGGCUCUUUUAUUUGGUUGGUUUUGCGGGGUUGCACCAUCGCACAAGGGCGGCAGCAACACUUGCUUUUGGCGGCUGACUUUUGGCUUUUGUUCUGGUUUGAGCCGCCGACCUACCUCAGUCACAACCACGUCCACGAAAAGCCACCUUCCGCGGGUGUGGUGCUACCUCUGACGUGAAGCAUCGUUUCUUACCUCCACCCGUCUCAAGUGGAGCCACAACUCAAGGCACCCCAAGCCUUAUUGACACACCCGUGUGUUCCCGAUCCGCUUCUAGUUCCCACCUUGUUUCUGAGUGGUACACCACGCUCUUCUCAACGCGUGUUUGUUUUGAGGGGCCCCCUCAGCGAACUUGACUCAGCACCAUCAUCAUGAGCUCCGAGAGCGCCAACAGCUCUCGGACGACGUUCGGCGACGUGUGGUUUAUUGGUAGCGCACACGUCAGCCAUCACAGGCGCAGCGAAGAUGUUGUCGGAGCCAUGCGCGGCCUGACUCAGCUCAACUCUCCACAAUACGUCGCUGACGCAGACGCCGUCCAAGUGACCUUUGCCAUCACUCCUACACAUGUCAAGUGCUUCACAACGAACAACAAGGAGGAGCGCCUGUCUUCGCCGCUCCAACAAAUAUCCUACUCCUGCUGCGGUCCCGUGACAACAGAAUUGAGGCAGUACUUUGCGUACGUAUGUACCAACUUCAUCGGGGAUAUGCCGCUUGGGUUUAUCUGCCACGUGUUUCGGGCGCAAGACAAGGAGGCCGCCGAAGCGGUGGUGACAGCCCUGGGCGAGGUGUUCCGCGCAGCGCGGGAAGGCAGCAGCACGGACACCACCAGCGUGAGCGGGCGCUCCCUGCAGAGCGGUGACUCUGUGAUAUCGCAGACAAGCGAAUCGCUGGCGUCGCGAUCAUCGCGGCUCAGCGGGCCCGCAUCCGCCUCCAUGGGCAGCGCACACGACAGCUGCGUCACCCAGUCCCCACCUGAGGAGAGCAAGAGCCUCAUGUCGGCCGCUUCCGGCUCCAAGUCACUCGGUGGCGACACGGCCACACCACACAGCCACCUGGCACAGCCGCGACUGCAACAAUUACAGCACCAGCAGCAGCAGCACCACCACCACCACCACCAACAACAACAACAACAAAAUGACCAUACACACCGCCACCACGAGUCGCAGGCGCAGCACAAGCGACAGCGUCACCUCCAUGGGCCGUCUCAGUCGCCUGCGCAGGUGCAACGGCUCCGUGGCAAGGGCCACCGGCGCACGCGCAGCGAAGGCGCCAAUUGGACCAUCACCAGGACAUCGAGUGCCGCCAACGUGACCGCUUCGGGACAGCCGACAUCGCUGCAGGUGCUGGAGCAGCGCGCCGCGCGUAUCCACGCCCGCCUCCGCGCCCUGUCCAUGCUCAAGGAGCACAAGGACGAGGAGGGCCAGAAGCACGCGCGGUCCUUCACGGGCGACGCCAUUGUUACGUGGCUCGUCUCCCAGAAGGAGGUGGAAACGCGCGCCGAGGCGGUCCAGUUUAUGCAGACGCUUUUGAGCAACGGCGUGAUUGAUGCCGUGGGCGCCAACCCGCUGACCCAGUUUCGCGACGGCAACCGCCUCUAUGCGUUUGCUGUCGACGUGAAGCGCGCGAACCGGCGACGCCGCCAGCAGCAGCUGCAGGAGCUUGGCCUGUCCUCGAGCGGGCGCGGUGGCGCUGGCGGACGACAGCGCACGCGCGUUGCAUCGUGGCACGCGGCCGAGCUCUCUGGCAGCAUCGAGUCGCUCGUGGAGCGCAACCGCAACGAGAACAUGCCCUCGGACGAGCUCAGCCUGCACGUGGACACGAAGAACCCGCUGCUGAACAAGGCGCUUGUGAGCAUCCGCACCAAUGACGGUGACGCCCUGGCAGAGGUGCUGCCCGAGAUUGAGAAGAGCGCAUCUGUGGAAGCAGAGGACGACGACGGCGCCGCAACUGGCGCAGCAACCCCUGUUGAGGCAGAUGGCUCUGCCUCUACCACGUCGACGACGACGCCCACGCCCACGCCCAUGCCCACGCCCACGCACGGCGAUGACCGUCCAAGUGCCGAUGCUGGUGGCGGGGACCGCCCGAUUUCCAUCCCGCGCGAGCAAGUGCUGUCGCAGCUGCUUUAUUUAUCCCUGUCGGCAGAGGCGAGCCAGUGCACGGAGCACUUGCUGCAUGUGCGAUGCGUGGAUGUGAACGCGCCACUGAACCAGGAGGGCGACACGGCCCUGCACCGUGCCGCCGCCUGCAACAACAAGGCGGUGGUGAUGCAGCUGCUGGACAACGGCGCGGACGUCAACGCCACGAACGACAGCGGAUGCACGCCGCUCUUCUUUGCCGCGCAAAAGGCAGAGAACCACGAGUGCAGCAUCUUGCUGGUGGAGAACGGCGCCUGCGUGCGAGCGGUCAACGCAGACGGCAAGCGCCCGAUUGACCUGCAGCCGGCGCUGGCAGAGGCGCAGCGCUGCCUGUGCCAGUCCAUUGGCGAUAACCUCGCUGGCGGCAACGACGAGCUGGGCUCCCUGCGCACGCUGGCGCGGCUGUCCAUCAACCCGGAGACGCACGCGCUCCUGUGUGACGAGCUGAAGAAGGAGAAGGUGUUUGACGCCCUGCAAGCACUGUGUCAGCGCAACGCAGACGCGUCUGCCCUGGUCGAGGCGUACGUCCACAACUCGACUGCGCUCACGGGCCGCGGCCUGCUGGACGAGGACAUCCUGCAGACGGUGCUCACGCUGAUCCACGUCGGGGGCGAGGUGCAGCAGACGUGCCUGCACUCGCUCCUCACGGGCCUGCACGCGUUUCCAGACCAGGACGUGGACUUUCUCGUCUCCCUGGCCAAGCUCGACUUCUUGCCGCUCUUCACCAUGGUGUGCGAUGCGGAGGCCAACAAGCAGGUGCGAACGGACCUGAGCGCGCUGCUUGUGCUGCUGACGCGCCUGCCCAAGGCUCGUCGGCGGCUCUGCGCAGAUCACAGCAAUCUUCAGCGCCUCGUCUCAGCCGUGCAACGCGAAUUCGCCAUCAUGCAGGCAGAAGAGGAGGAGGAAGAGGCAAACGGCCAAGGGCGCGGGAUGAUGGGCGCGGAAGCUGUUGGCAAUGACGUGUUCACGUCUGCUGCUGCCGCUGCUGCUGCCACGGACAUGCAUUCGCCUGGCUUGGUCGGCAUCACUGGCCGCCUGCAUGGUGCGGAUGGGGAUGGCCAGUCCUCGCUCCCAGCCCCCGUGCCGAGCGUUGGCAAUGGUGAUACACGCAGCAAUAAGAGCAACAACAACAGCAACAGCAGCACCAAGGACAAGGGUGGUGCCGUGGGCGAGGAGAGCUCAGAGGAGGACAUUCAAGACGACGAGUUUGUGCACGGGUUCACGGAAGAAGACAUUUUGCGCGCGGAGGCGCUUGAGGCCGAAGAAGCAGAGGCUAUUCGCCGCGGUGACAGCGGUCGACGUGGCGGCGAUAGCGAUGAUGGCGACGAUAGCGACGAUGGUGACGAUGUGGCAAGCGAUGGUAUUGUGUGUUCUCGGCGCACGAGCAUGGCCACGACGGUGCUGACGGGCCUGCCCUCGCUCACGGCGGGCCUCUUAUCCAACCUCGUCAGCAUGCUCUCCAACCUUUGCCAUGACCUGGAUAGCCACAAGGUGCUGGAGCAAAUGGGUGUUUCUGACCUGUUGGGCAAACUCUUUGCGCAGCCCCACGCGGCCAUCCACAACGAAGCUGUCCUCUCCCUCGUCAUCCUCGGCCAUCAAGACGCUGGCGAUGUGGAAUUGCUAGCGCCUCUCCCAAACCCCGGCCCUCUUGUGCUCAACACAGAUGAAAUGAUCAUUGAUGCGACAUCUGGGCGUGGCUUGGCCGAAGAUGAUGGAGCUGGCGACUCGCCCAUCGACGUGCGUUCACGUGCAGACACUGGCGCGACUACAACCACGGCCACCCUUUCGUCCACCCGCGGCUCGUUUGCUGCCCCAGCACCAUCCGCCACAGUCGUGGGCGGUGCGGCACUGGGCGUGGCAGAUGCCGAGGGCUUGUGGCACAAGCUGCGUGCGGGCAAUCUGCUGACGUGUCUGUCGCUGCUGCUGCACCACAACAUGCCGACCAUUGCCACGAUGGCCACGCUGCUGAUUGUCCACCAGCACCACGAACCGCUCGUUGUGUUUCGCCUGCUGGCACACGAGUUCCGGCGCCGCGGCGCCAUGUCUGCGGAUGUGUUUACGACGCAUGACGAAGUGGCAGUCACGCCGUCGCACGCGCGCACACUGCGGUUGCUGCGAGCGUGGCUGUUUGCGGUGCAGCCGCUGAUGCAUGAGCGCUCGGCCAUGCAGGCGGAGGUCAAGGCAUUUUUGGAGCACAUGCGCCUGCUGGGCCCCGCGUACGAGGCGGAGGCGGCGUGCUUGCAGCAGGUCCUGCGCAUGGCGGAGAGCAGCGACCCAAACCCGUUUGGAAACGGCCCGCGCGCGCUGACGGAAACGCGCCACCAGUCGUCGUACGCCCAGGCUGCGCACAACCGGCUGUACGACAACGCCCGCCAGCGUGUGCUCUCCGGGAGCAUCCCGAUUCCAAAAGACAUUGCUGCGACCUUGGCUGCGGUGCAGCUGGUGGUUGAGGAGUCAAUUCGCCGCAAGCUUCUGCCGCACCAGCGAUUGCCGCCAGACGUCACGCCGGCGUUCAAGGUCAAGUCGAUCAUGCCGCCCGCCUUUGCGCGCGGGCGCGACGUGCCUGCCCUGAUCAAGGCCGAGUUCCAGAACAUGUGCCGGCAGAGCGAGCGCGACGCCAAGCACACGUACGUCCACCUGUACAACCUCUCUGUUGCGCACGACUGCGUGUACUUCAACGUGAAGCAGCCGACCGACUCGAAGCGCCGCAUCCCGCGCAUCCUGGGCAUCUCACCGCAGUACGUGUUUGUGAUUGACGCCAAGACGAAGCGCGUGUUGCACACGCACGAGAUUGUGUCGCUGCGCCGGUGGGAGCGGACGCGGGACCGCUCCGGCUGGUCCAUGUUUGGCGCCAAGCAGGCAUGCCUCAUCUUCUUCUUCAGCAGCACGGAGCUUGUGGUCUACGCCGACGACGCACUCGUGGAGGAGGUGAGCGAAACGCUCAUGGAGAAGAUCCAAUCGCACCCGUGCCUGCAGCAGCUGAGGGAUUCGGAUCACCAGGUCCUGUUUCCCACGACCAUCACCAACCCCGGCUCGAAGAAGCGAGGCGCGCACCCGCCCCGCCCCUUGAUGAUUACGCCCUCGCGGUCCAAGCCGGCGGCAGGCCUUGCCCAGUCGGCACCGGCGUCCGGCGUGCGCACUCGCGCGGGCACCAGCACAGGGGCCAGCAGGGCGCAGGCCGCGGCGGUGGCGGCAACAGCAUCGACGCGGGCGUCAAUGGCGUCUGCGAUGACGGCUGCAGACGAAGGCGGCGACAAGCUGGGCGCGCUCGGCGGGGCUGCUGCCAACCGCAACCAGAACGUGCAUGCUGGCAUGCGGCUGCGGUCACAGCGAAGCGGCACGUGGACGCAGGGAACAUCCACAGCGGCGGGCGUGGGCGGGCGGUCGUCUGUGUCCACAAGGCCGGCGGCGUCGUCGUCGUCAUCGGCGGCAUCUGCGUCGACAGCCGCCAUGUCUCCGGGUGCAACGGCAGCGGCGGCGCUGCGGGGCCGAGGCGGCAGCGGGCGCUCGCACGACGAAAUGUCUGACGAUGCCAGCGAUCUGGAUCUAGACAUGUUCACGCCAGCCGACGAAGUCGCUGCGAAGAAGAAGCGUGAGCAGGACGCGCCAAAGCCAGGCGAACCACAGCCACAGGCACAGCCACAGGCACAACACCGCCAACAACGACAGCACCAGCACGAAGAUGCUUCACAACAGCAACAGCAACAACAAGGAAAGGGCCAAGAGCCGACCAUGGGUGCGCAGCGGCGGAGCACUGCGCUGUCGCAAUCACCGCAGCACGCCCAGUUCCGUGGGCGGGCGCACUCCCACUCCAUCUCGCCACUGCACAAACAACUUCACGGUGGCAGCCGUGCUGGGCAUGGUCCGGCUGGCAGCGGGUCACCGCUUCGCUCGCCGCUGUCGCAGCAACUGACGUCGCUGCUGUCAUCACCUGCGGCCACGGGAGACAAGUCGUUCAGCAGCCUGCACAGCGGCAGUGAACGUGGCGUGUCGUCGCCAGAGACCAGCGUGCCAACGACGCCGCGGCCAGGGACGCCCAUGUACACGGUGCGCAACACGCCAACAGGCUCUCGCGCCCACACGCCGACGCAGUCACGGCAGCAGUCCAUGCCCACGUCGCCGCAGCUGGUGCGUCGCGCGGCAGCUCCUCCUGCGUUUUCACUAUCCGUGUCACCACAGAUGGCUAGCUCCCCUGGCACACUGGCGGCGGUUGCCCCUAUGCACACGCUGUCCCCGUCCCGUCGGGCCGGCAUUGCCGGCACCGGCACCGGGGGCGGUGCUGUUCCUCAUCCGCAGCAGCCACGCCGCUCAACGCUGGGCGGGCCCAUCAGCAGACCUACGCGCCAAGGCAAAGACGCCUCGCCCAUGGCCACACAGAUGGAAGGGGUGAGCGCAACACAGCCGCGGCAACAGCAGCACCAGUCGCAGCGCCAGCAGCGGCCACGGCGUCACAGCGAUGCCGCGGCGUUUGUGCGGUCGCGCCGACGCCUCAACUUGGAGGAUGACAGCACGACGGCUGCUUCUGUUCCUGGCGCAGGUGUGGAUUCAAAGCCGCGGCGCUCAUCGUCACUCGUGGAGGAGGACGAGGGCGAUGUGGAUGACGCACGCACCGGCAGCGCAGGGCAGUCGAAGACGCGGUCAGCCGGGCGAGGCCGCCGGAACAGCAGCAGCGAUAAAGGCAGAAACAGCAGCAGCGGCGGUAGCAAGAGCGGCGGGGGCUUCAGGAUGAGUUUGCGGCGCGCACGGAGCAAGAGCGUGAGCAGCGGCUCGAGUUGUAGCAAGAGUGACACCCGCGCGUCGUCGUCGUCGUCGUCCUCACGUGGCGGGGCGGGCAGUGCAGCUUCACACAAGACGUCUGAUGAAAACCACCAGCGUCGUCGUCGUGGCAUUGCUCCGGGUAGUGGCAGUGCAGCUCUCGACCGCAACAGCGGCAGCAACAACGACAAUGCCAAUGCCUCGGAUGGCAACAGGGCCAGCGCCUCUGAUGAGCGCGGGCGGAAGGACCAGCGCCAGCGUCAGCGCGGUGGCGACCAGCAGCCGCAGCCGCGUCACAGUGGCAGCAACAAGAAGAGCGGUGGUGCUCUCACGCGCGUGUCUGCGUCUGCUUGUGUUUUGUUUCCGACAAGCACGCGGGGCAGCGCCACUGCGACGACAGCCAGCGGAGGCACAGCCACGCUGGAGGUUGAGCUUCGUGGAAACAUGGAGCUGUUGUGCGUGAAUGAGCCUGCGGCGGUGCUCGCUGCCAUGAACGUGGGCGGCAAUAGCGGUCGCAGCAACGGUGGGGUUGGUGGUGGCCGCCCGAAUCCGAACAACCAGCCCGUGCGGCGCGAUCGCGUUGCAUCGACGUCGCAGCCGCGCUCCAACAUCUGCGGCUGUCCUGGUACGCCCAUGCUGCCGCCAACGUUUGAUGUGCAGCGCAUCACGGUGCGGGCGCUGUUGGAGUGCCCCGUGGAGCUUGCGCGGCAGAUGACGCUGAUUGAGCACGACCUGUUUAAGGACGUGACCGUGGCGGAGUGCUUCCGCCGCAUGGUGACGCCCGCGUCGCCGACGGCAUCGUCGUCGCUGCCGUCGCUGCCGGGCCAGCACGCGGACGCGGUGGUGCGGUGCAUUGUGCGCUUCAACCAGGUGACGUCGUGGGUGGCGACCAUCAUUUUGGACGAGGAGGCGCUUGAGCAGCGCUGCUAUGUGAUUGAGCAGCUGCUGCACGUGGCCCACCACUGCCACAAGCUGCGCAACUUCAACGGGGUAAUGGCCAUCAUCUCUGCGCUUGGCACGGCGGCCGUGCGCCGGCUGAGCGACACGUGGGACGCACUGUCGGCCAAGGCGCUUGAGCUCCACGUGCGCCUGUCGACGGUGAUGGCUGCGGAGAACAACUUCCGCAACUACCGCGCGCUGCUGCGGGAAACGGCUGCGCCGUGCGUGCCGUACUUUGGCAUGUACCUCCGCGACCUGACGUUCCUGCACCAGGGCAACCAGGACUUUGCGCGGCGUGGCAUGCUGAACGUGACCAAGAUGCGGCUGCUUGGGUCGCUGCUGACGGAGAUGGCGGCGUACCAGGCGGGCACGUACAAGCUCUUGCUUGUGCCGGAGAUUCACACGUUCCUGCUGCAUGUGCAAGGGAAGAGCGAGGACGAGCUGUUUCGCCAGUCGCAGCAGCUGCAACCGCCGACGCUUCGCAAGCUGCAGCGGUCUGCCUCUCGUCAGCGUCCGCCAUCUGCUGGCCGCAAGCAGAGCCUGUCCCGCAAGCUCUCCAGCCACAACCUCUCCUUUAUGCGCGGCGCGUUCAAGUGACACGGCGUGUUUGUCAUGUGUUUUGUGUAGUGUGUUGGGUAAGUGUAUUAUUUGAGAAGAGUGUUGAAGUGAGUGUAAGUGAGUAUGGGGGUGAGUACCAGAGUGAGUGAAAGUGAGUCGAGUGGGUGUAUGUGUUGCUUUCACUGACCCUGUGCUUGUAAGUGGCGCGCGAUUGUUUUGAAUGUAAUUUAACAUAACAAUUUGUUGGUUGGCGUUGGAUGUCUAUCGUGUUUAUGCUGACCCCCCGAUAGUGAACGCCUCACUCUACAUGCCUCUUGAGGUUCAAUUACAUUAUUUUAUUGAAUUGACGUGGUGAAUGACAAUUAAACGUGACAUGCUUCCGAA